Molecule: messenger RNA, 492 nt
Organism: Parnassius apollo (apollo)
Lineage: Eukaryota; Metazoa; Arthropoda; Insecta; Lepidoptera; Papilionidae
Source: the annotation of a GenBank genome assembly
AUGUCUAAUACAGAAGAUUUUAGUGAUUCUGGUUCUGAAUAUCAGCCUAUUCCUGGAGAAAUUCAUACAGAAUCUGAAACAGAUACAAGUUGUGACGAAAAUAUUAUGAUGCCGUCUAGUCUAUCAGAACCUGGAACAUCUAAAUCUAGAAAAAGGUCAAUCAACAAGGAAAAUUGGACAGUUAAUAAAAGAAAGUUAUUGCGUAAUAGUGGAAAAGGUUAUGUAACUAAAAUGGGAGUGGAGAAAAAUACCAAAAUCUUCGAAAAUAUUGACUGUGGAUGUCCUAAAAAAUGUUAUACGCUUUUUACAGAAAAUGAAAGGCAAGAAAUGUUCGAAUCAUUUUGGAAUUUAAAGGACUUUAAUCAGCAAAAUGCCUUUCUAUAUGCAUUAGUGCAAAAAGCAUCUGUUAAUAGAAAACGACCUAAAGAUCUGUCACGAGCAGGAAAAAACGUUUCGUUUAAGUAUUUUCUCAAAUCUCAUAUUAUGACAUAA